UAGCUUUUGUAGUGAUUUAGAUUUGUAAAAGAGGUUAUGUGAAUGUUUGGGUUUUUUCAUCUUUCCUUUCAUAUCCUAAGUACCAGGUGUACUGUUUACUUAUUAGUUUUGAAGUUUGACUGAUUGUUGUGAUUAAUUACUCAAAUACUUAUAUAUUCACCAAAGUUAUGAGUAACCUCAGGGAAAUAGUAAAUGGUAGUCAGCUCUUUGCUCAUACUAACAAAAAAGUGAGCCUUACAGGAUAUGUUAUGCAAAAGGCACCUAACGGAUUAUGGUUUGAAAUAAAAACCACAGAUAAUCAAGUUGUGAGAGUUACAGUGAAGAGACCUAUUGACAGUCAAUUGGAGGGUUACGUUGAGGUUCAUGGUAUUUCAACAGGAAAAGGAAUGAUUGCAGAUGAUUAUAUCACAUUCACCAAUGAAAAUUUUGAUGCAAAAGCACACAAUACCUUAUGUGGUCUUCUGAACUCAAUCCCACGUUUAUGGAAUACUUCAUGAAGUUAUUAUUUUGGCAUUUCAAUAUUUAAGCUUUUGUUCAUUUAUGAUGGUAUAAUAAAAAUUAUGUUUCAGUAAUA
Molecule: messenger RNA, 574 nt
Organism: Leptinotarsa decemlineata (Colorado potato beetle)
Lineage: Eukaryota; Metazoa; Arthropoda; Insecta; Coleoptera; Chrysomelidae
Source: RefSeq, a predicted model, not a curated record